Molecule: messenger RNA, 912 nt
Organism: Dioszegia hungarica
Lineage: Eukaryota; Fungi; Basidiomycota; Tremellomycetes; Tremellales; Bulleribasidiaceae
Exons: 3
Coding region: 1-912 (303 amino acids)
Source: RefSeq, a predicted model, not a curated record
AUGUCGCUUCAUCCUCAUUUGCACCUACUCGUACCUUCGAACGACCCAGCGGUACUCGUCGAAGCGCGAAUCUACCUUCCUAUCGACCCAUCAGACUCCAAGCUCCCAUCCGUGAUCUCGACCUCGGUUGCUGCACGUCAGCCUUCUAUUCUCCGGUAUACGCACCUUCCAGACGAGAUCGUGCAAUCGCUCAAGCGCUUCAACGUUCGGCGAGUCAUCGCGGUUGGUCAUCCAUGGGGUCGGCUCGGCGGAGACAUGCUGGAUCCGGUCCUAUCUCGCCACCUCAUACAGUCUGUCUAUUCGCCAGAGGGCAUCGCGGCUUCGACAGGCGAUUCCAAAAAGCCCGCUCUACCCACCGCUGUCGUGACCUACAAUGUCCGCGGAGUCGGCGCUUCUCAAGGCUAUACAGCCUGGGUCACACCGGGCAACGAUCCGGCAGAUUUUGCUGCUGUGGAACAGCGUACAAUCAAUCUCCUCUGUGGAGAUGCAGAAGUGGAAGUUCGACGACUGGGCUACUCCUGGGGCUGCAUAUCGGCCGUCCUCGCGCCCGUCCCGUCCCCCUCAGCCGAUGCAUCCCGCCUCCGAUCCAUCAUGCUCGUUUCCCCACCCCUCAGCUUUUUGCCCGCCGUCACCCUCUUCUCGGGAUCGUACGAUGCCGCCCUCCGCCGACUCCUCUCCAAGCCGCAAGCUCCGCCCCUCGGCGCGAAGCCCAUCAACGAGCUCGUAUCGGUCUGGACGAUCUACGGGGACCGCGAUCAGUUCGCCAGUAUAGCCAAGUAUACCAAAUGGGCGACGGGCCAUGGACUGAAGGUGAAGGAGGUGUUGGCGGACCAUUUCUGGCGUGGAGACGUCGAGGCGAAGGAACUGAGGGGAUGGUUCGCAGAGUGGCUGGGACAUGGCGUAGGAGGCUGA